CCGACGCGCGACGGCGGCGCGGCAUGUCGCUCGCGGUCGCCGCGAGCGCGGUCGCGUUCGGCGCGGCGCUGCGGCACCUGGGCUACGUCACCGAGCGCGACGGACGGUCGCUGUGCGUGAUCAUAUUCAGCUCGACGCUUCCGGCCGUCAUGGCGCGGACGUUCGCGACGGCGCGAAUGGAUGCGAGCGCGCGGUGCGUCGCGCUCGCGGGAUGCGCGUUCGGAUGCGCGUGCGUGCUGGUGUCGCUGACGACGACGCGCGCGAUGCGGGGCGCGAACGCGCGGUCGUCGGGAGACGCGUUGAUCGAGAUGUCGCGACGGUCGCGCGAGGCGUUGGUGAGCGGCGCGGCGGUCGGGUUGAAUCUGGGGAACUUUGCGUACCCGUUGGCGGAGAUAUUGUACGGAGCGAAGGCGCUGGAACUGAUCGUCGUGUUCGACGCGACGAAUCAAGUGUUUUUGUUGAUCGUGGCGCACGCGAUAUACACGUGGAGAUGCUCGAAAAUCGACGUGGACGGCGCGGGCGAGGCGGCAAAGGACGGAUCGACGACGAAGAUUCUGGAAUCGAUGCGACGUUCGAUGGUCAAGCAAGCGAGGAAUCCGUGUCUGUUGGCGUGUUUCGUAACGCUGUGUUAUCGCGCGGUGUGGGGCGACGGAGGAUUUCCGCCAGCGAUUGAUGGGUUUUUGGCGUUUUUGGCCGGCGCGAACAAGCCCGCGGCUUUGCUCGCGCUCGGGAUUUUGUUCCAGCCGAACAUGGCGAGGGAUGAAGCGCGGGACAUGGUGUGCGCGUUAGCGCGCCGUUACGGGGCUUCCAUGCUGUGCGCGAGCGCAGUUUUAUACACCAUGGGCGGCACGCUGGGUUCGAUCGGGUCAGCGGUGGCGUUGAUGGCGAUGCUGUCGCCGUUGCCUUUGCUCACCGUCACGUACGCGAUGGAAUUCGCGUUGAACGUCCCGUUCGCGGCGACGUUGGUUAACUACGCAAAUCUAGUGUCUGGCGCGAUGAUCGCCGUCCUCGCGCACGUGUCGUUCGCCAAUCCCGUGGCGUUAGCGCCGAAUCUCGCCGCGUUCGGCGCGGCGACGCUCGGAUUCGGCGCCUUGGUGCGCCGCGCGGACCGCAGCGCGGGCGGCGCCACAAAACGCGCUAGUGGCGUCAUCGCCUCGUGCUUCGACCCACGACGAUCGAUGAGAGUUGGCAUCGAUGCACGGCGUCCGGCUAUGCGCGCCCGUGGAGAUCGCGCGCGAACCUGCGGCGUAUCCGUCGUUGCGCGCGCUCAAUCGCCGUCGAACCGCGCCGCGCGUUCACGCGGCGUCGCCUCGGCGACCCACAUUGCUUCCGUUCGGCUCGGCGCGCUCCUGCGUCCGGUGCUCGUUUAAUUGCUCCGUGUGUUGUAUUAUUAGCGUCGUAGCGUAGUCGUAGUGAGAACAGUAAUGACUAA
This is a messenger RNA of Ostreococcus lucimarinus CCE9901, 1432 nucleotides long. RefSeq lists its product with no specific name. The transcript has a single exon. The record is from RefSeq and is a predicted model, not a curated record. The coding region runs from base 24 to 1370 and encodes 448 amino acids. NCBI's taxonomy places the organism in Eukaryota, Viridiplantae, Chlorophyta, Mamiellophyceae, Mamiellales, Bathycoccaceae.